Lagopus leucura (white-tailed ptarmigan) is the source of this 1666-nucleotide messenger RNA. It is a transcript of the gene MTRFR, whose product is annotated as mitochondrial translation release factor in rescue. Lineage: Eukaryota; Metazoa; Chordata; Aves; Galliformes; Phasianidae. The transcript is spliced from 3 exons. The coding region runs from base 213 to 686 and encodes 157 amino acids. Gene Ontology annotation, molecular function: translation release factor activity. Gene Ontology annotation, cellular component: mitochondrion. Gene Ontology annotation, biological process: translational termination. The record is from RefSeq and is a predicted model, not a curated record.
GACGGAAAGUGCGCGUAGGGCCGUGUGCGCAGGGAAACGCGCAUGCGCAGUAUGGCGCUCGGCCCGGGGCCCUGAGCUGCAGCCUCAGCGACAGAAGAAAAAAAACGUCCUUCUAGUGCCACCAAGCAGACACGCUUACUUGCAGAUGCAAGCUUCCGCGUUGGUUUCCUCAGCUGUGCUUUAACUUCCAUCGCAGAGAAGCUCCUUUCUGUAUGAGCGUUCCGAACUCGUUCGCCUUCGCGUUCGUUCUGGCGGCACGCAGCGCAGCCCUAUGGAGGACGCAGCGGCUGUCCCUGAGCCGGGGGCCCUCGCCGUGGGCAGCCGGGAAGAGGAGCUCCUUGCAGCUGGUGCCGCUCACCGAGGCGGAGCUGAAGGAGCAGUUUGUGAGGGGCGAUGGCCCAGGAGGGCAGGCCACUAACAAGACCAGCAAUUGUGUUGUCCUGAAGCACGUUCCGUCAGGGAUUGUGGUGAAGUGCCAUCAAACAAGAUCAGUGGAGAAGAACCGAAAGAUAGCCAGAGAAAUCCUGCAGGAAAAGGUUGACCUCUUCUACAAGGGUGAAGAAAGUGAUGUUUAUAAAGAGAAGAAGGCAUCAGAGAAGAAGAAGCAGGAGAAAAAAAGAAGAGCAAAGGAAAACCUAGAAAGGAAAAAGCACUUUAAAGAGAUGCUACAAUUGGACAGGAAAUAAACAUGAAAUACUGACUGGCUCUGGUAGGAUAAGGGAGAAGUUUGUCAUAGCUGUGCAUAGUUUUCUGACUGAUGUAUAACAAUGAGCUCCAUAAGCACAACAGAAGUAUUGAGUAGUGACCUGACCUGCUCUUACAGUAAAGUUUAAGAGUUAAAGCACAGUGUGUUCUUACUUCUGUUUGCCAUCAUCUCAUUACUUGUAUUUAAGAAUCUUUUUUCUGCUGAGUUUCUGCCUUGUACUAUUUCAUAGGCGUUCCAGUACAUAAGGAGAACAUUCCUUACAGGUUUUAACAUUCCAUCCUUACUUAGACAAUGCCUGCACUGAUAUAAAUCCUGCAUAAAGUGACCAGGGUUAGAUGGGACCUGAAAAAGCUACUCUGUGAUACUCUGAUUGAGUACACAGACUUGAGACAAAGCACCACCAGUCACUGACUGUCUCCUUCAGAUCUGUUAGUUGAACUUCCUGCAUAAAUGCUCCAGCUCUCUCAAUUCUGAAGGAAUUUUAAACAUAGCUUUACAGCUUUUACCUGCAGUGAUGAUGAGCAUUGUUGAGGAGGGAAGGCAGGCAUUCCUACAAGUGAGGGCUUAUCAGUAUUUUAAUACUGCUAAUAGUUACUAAUUGCUUAACUAGAACUUCUCUAAUUUUCAGCAGAACCCUCACAGGCUGCUAACUGCGUUCUGACCUUCGAUAACAAAGGCAAACAGCUUCAAGAAGCCAAGCUGUCUGUGUAUUUUGAAAGCAAGGUAGACUACUAGCAACAAUACCAUCCUCUGACAGAAGUCGACUGCAGCAGGACUGUACCUUCAAUGAAAACAGACCAACAGUUUGCAGGCCUGUUCCCUUCUUCCUGAAUGUGAGCCUCCUGCUUUUCAUACCAGAUGUGUGAAUCUGAACAAAGUGACUGUAGAUACUUUUAAUACAAACUGUUAAUGAAAAUAAGCUUUAUUACAUCAAGUAAUAAAUACAUAAAAAGAUGCAAA